Molecule: messenger RNA, 1438 nt
Organism: Paecilomyces variotii
Lineage: Eukaryota; Fungi; Ascomycota; Eurotiomycetes; Eurotiales; Thermoascaceae
Exons: 4
Coding region: 256-1263 (335 amino acids)
Source: RefSeq, a predicted model, not a curated record
UCUCAAGAUAAAUAGCUGGAGCAUCUGGAUUGUUGCUGGUGCUGUAUACGUAAUACUCUCAGUCUAAAUGAACAUAUAGGCUUCGAUGCUUCAUGAAUAGACCGACUGGAAAGUAGUAGAAGGGCAACCGGGAUAUAUGAAGCAAAUUAAAAUGAAUGUUGACAAGGAAGGCAUCUGCAGCUUAUACGUGCAGAACUCAUCUCUCGGCAUUUUCGGGGCUAUGAGCUCGUCUGCAAGCCUACGUGGUCUUCCAGAAUGUCUCCCAUCUCUGGAGACAGCCUUCGGGUAAAAGAGGAGAGGCUGAAAGAUAUAGGAUUAAGUGAAAAUCUCAAGGAACGAAGUGAGAUUUCUGAGCCGGCCAUUUCGUGGGAGGCCUCCGGAUACAACGCGCCUUCCUUUUUGGCGCGUCCCCCAGCUCGCUCACAACAAAAAGCCCCUCCCCUUCUCUCACUUUCUCUCCUUCUUCUUCCCUUCCUCAUCCUCUUCAACCUUCUUCACCACCAUCCAUCCUUGGAGACUUUCAUCAAAUCCGCUCGUUCAAAGCUUUAUCUUGACUGCCCACUGCUCGUUAAGUUUAUCUUCUCCCACAACAGCAUCAAGAUGAUGUCCAAGAUGAGCUCCAAGAUAAUUGUGUUGUUUGUCCUCUGGGCCCUUGUGGUCCUUGGACACGGUGACAAGCUUCCUCGCGAGGUUGAUGCCCUGAAGGGCUAUGUCACGAGCCUUGAGGCUCUUGAUGACAACUUGAACCUCCAUGAUGCGGAUGACGCGCCUUACGUUGCCAAGUUCAACCAGCUUUUCGCUCGCGCCGAAACUGUCACUACCACUGUGACCGUGGAAGUUUGCUCGUCCGCUCCUGGAACCACUGCGCAGACUAGCACCACCACUGCGACUAUUUCUGAAGUUACGACUUCUUCUGCGCCAGUGAUUCCGGUUCCGAUUCCUAUUCAGACGUCUUCCAUCUCUUCUGGUGGAUAUAGUUCCAGUGGAUAUGCACCGAUCCCUCCUUAUAGUUCUGUGGAGUCUACCUCGACAAGCACUACUUCGGAGCAGACAGCUUCUUCCAGUCCUGCAGCAUCCUCGGUCCCUGCUGCCACGACUUCUGUUGUGGCUUCUAGCGUGUCGGCCACCAAGACUUCGGCGUCCUCGACUUACACUCACGCGCCUUAUCCAUCUGGAACUGCAGUGAGCAACGGUGUUCCCAAUGGAGUGCCUAGUGCUAUUCUCGGAAUGGCCGUGGCAAUGAUUGCCCUCGUCACCCUGUAAGCAUCAUCUAAACAGGUGGACUGAGCUGUCUCGCUACUGUUUCUCCUAGCACUUCAUGUAGGGAGAAGGAUCUGUGAGUAGCUCGUUGGUCCAUUCUUAUCUAACGGUGCAUGAGGUAUGACUGGCUAUGUCUUAUGCUUUUAUUGAGACGAGGAUGUCGCCGGUCGAUUUGUAU